This is a messenger RNA of Schistosoma curassoni, 3732 nucleotides long. Lineage: Eukaryota; Metazoa; Platyhelminthes; Trematoda; Strigeidida; Schistosomatidae. The record is from the annotation of a GenBank genome assembly.
GUCGAAGGCGGGAUGUUUAGUUUUAUGACCACUCACAUUUUGUUACCUAAAUUACUGAGAUACGAAUAUUAUAAACAGAUUGAUGCUACUUUGAAAAAUUGUCAAUAAUAACACAAAGCAACCACACAGUAUUUACGAUUUCGUUGUAAUUUGAAGACAUUCAAUUUUUUGGCUUAUUUAGUCUCAGCUGGAUUACAUUCUUGUCUUUUGUCAUAUAUAAAUGCAGAGUUAUGGAAUUUCCACUCCUCUGGAAACACCUUGCUUAAUGCAUUUAUUAUAAAUGCUAUAAUGGACGACAUGAGUAAACAAUCUGAUUUCAAGCUAUCGGUUCAGGGGAGUAGUAUCAGGAAUUAUGGCUCUCAGCCCAGGUAUAUGUUGUCCGUUAAUCGCCUCCCCAAACAUACUGAUUCUCCUCCUCCUUACUAUAGAUCAGCCAUUAGCUUGGGACCUAAAUCAGGUUCCACAUUAUGGAAUAGCACCACAUCAAGUCUCGGUGGCAAUGUAAAUGACAGAUCAAGUGACUUGAAUGGUCGCUUUUCAAAACUUGAUCUAAAUGAAAGCACUAAUUCAAGUAAAAAGUUGUGCAACGGUUAUCACACUGAUUAUUGCUCGACCAAAAAUCUCCAGUCUAUAGAUCGACGGGAAUUUUCGGAAAUCAAUAACACUUAUAGCAGCAGGAAUUCUGUACGUCGUUUGGACUCUCCAGUAGCUAAUCCUCCUCGUGCACCAAUCAGUCUUCCAGUAAACUCUCAUCACUCAUAUCACAGAGGUGGACUUGUGGGCCUUAACAAUCUUGGAAACACUUGUUUUAUGAAUUCGAUUCUUCAAUGUUUAAGUAAUACAGCUCCGCUUACCGAGUAUUGCUUGGAAGAUCGAUUUCUCAAAGACAUCAAUAAAUCAAGUUCCAUGAAUGGGAUGUUAUUUCAUUCAUAUGCUGAUUUAAUGAAAGAAAUUUGGGAUCCUGAUUUGGCUAAUUCUUCCACCAGUCCAAGUCGAUUUAAAAGUCAAAUUCAACGAUUCGCUCCUCGCUUUAUGGGAUAUUCUCAACAGGAUUCACAAGAAUUCUUACGAUAUGUAUUGGAAGGUCUUCAUAUGGAAGUUAAUCGUGUUCAAAAGCGUCCAAAUCCUAUUAAGCCAAAUUAUGAAGCGGAAGAUUGCCUCCCAGACAAUGAAAAGGCUAAUUUAUAUUGGAAACGAUAUUUAUCUAUGGACAAUAGCGAAAUCGUAGAUCUAUUUGUUGGACAAUUAAUGAGUACGCUUGAAUGUGGUGAAUGUUCAUUCAAAUCAACUACAUUUGAUCCAUUUUGGGAUUUAAGUUUACCAAUACCGAAAAAAUCAAACGUCAGCAUAUUGGAUUGUUUAAAUUUAUUCACAUCUAAAGAAGAACUAGAUGGUAAUGAAAGACCCAUUUGUAGUCGAUGUAAAACUCGAAGAAGAUGUACCAAAAGUUUUUCCAUUCAGAAAUUCCCACAAAUUCUUGUACUUCAUUUGAAACGUUUCUCUGGUGAACGUUUUCGUUCGAAAAUGUCGGUUAUGGUUGAUUAUCCUUUAAGAAAUUUAGAUCUCAUCGGAUUUGCUACUUCAAGUUGCACUCAGAAAUCAGCCCAAUAUAAAUUAUACGCAGUUUCAAAUCACAGUGGAAGUGUUUAUACCGGACACUACACUGCAUCUUGUUUAAAUCCUUAUACAGGUGAUUGGCACUCAUUUAAUGACAGUCAGUAAGUUUCGUUUAAUGAAUGAUAAUUAUAAUUUACAAAUUUAACUCAGCAACUGACUGAUGCAACAUUUGAGGUUUGUUCUUCUCAACACUGGAUCGAAUUAAGGACCAUCACUUCUUGUAACUGGCAAAUGCUUUCUGAGUAUUGAGUAAUGAUUCAAUAGUUCACAAAAUAAAGCGAUAAUAAUUAGAUGUUGUUGUUACGUGUAACUGUAUUACUCUUGAUAUGCUUCAUUAAACAUGUUACGGCUUUUCAAUAGAGCUACAAAAAAAUCAAUCUCAAAACAUUUACAGAAUUUGUUCACAAUACAAUAGCUUGAUGGUCUAAUGAUUACUGUGAGAUCAUAUGGUAUUUUGUUUUGGUUAAAAGUGUGCUUCACUUUGUGAUCUCAAUAAGAAUGAAAUUGCUAUACCAUUACACCAGGGCUUUCAGUCAUCCUUAAACUGUCUAUAGCGAAAACUGAACUUACUUUUUGUCAAUUUAAGCAACAAUAACAGUAAGAAAAAAGAAUAAACCUAACUACAAUCUAAGCAUUUUAUUACAUUCAGUGAUUGAACUUAAUUGACAGGAUAUCCUGAACAUAGAUUUCAUGCUAACUAACACUUGUCAACUAAGUGUACUGAUAAACUUUAGAAUACUAGUUGAUUCAAACUCUCACUACUGAAUUUCAAUUUUGAGAGAUAUUACAACUGAACUUUUAGAGACUUGAAUAACCUUCUGAUUACCCUUCAUGAAGAUCAAUUACAAAUAAAAAUAAUUCUAUGAAAUCUAUUAAUACCGUCUAAAUUACUAAGACUAGUCACAACUAAUUAUAUAAAAGAAUGGAUAUGCACUGAUGAGGAGUCUCACAAUAGGACGAAACAACCAUCCAGUGCUUUCGGUCAUUUUCAAUGAAAAAGGCAUAAUAGUUAUUAUUCUCAUAUUGAAUUAUUUGAUUAGAUGAAUUAAUUAAAUAUUUAAGCAUCGUUUUUUUCUUCUCUUUUCAUAUUUCUUAAUUUUGUAAUAGUGUACAUGCAAUCUCAGAGAACUCAGUUGUUUCUGCUGAAGGUUAUGUACUUUUCUAUACACUUAUUCAAUGAAUUAUUUAUUCGCUAAAUUGGUUUUCUUUUUUCUCUUUUUUCUCUUUUUGUUUGUUCUUCUUUAUUUUUUAUUCAUUUUUGAUUUGUGUAUGAUGAAGUUUUGAAAUUGAAGAAUUUUUAUUUCAACUAAUAGUAAUAAAACUUAUUUCAUAUAUAGAGAUAUACACUUGAAUGUAGAUUGUAUUAUAGUGCCUAAUGUAAUUGUUUUCAAGUUUUCAAUUGAUCUCUUAUUACAUAUAGCCAUUUAGUGAUUAGUAUUAUUAUCUUAAUGUGGUUAUUUUCUGAUUGUUAUUGUGCAUAAUAAUAAGACUCAAUUUAAUAUGAAUAUUUGAGUUCACUAUUGUUUGGGCUUUCAUGAAUGGAAAACAGCUAUACAUAUAUAUUUAUGUAUAAAGAGAGAAUGAAUCAAAUGAAGUAAUGAUUAAUGAUAUGUAAUUGUAAACUAAUUAAAUUAAUUGGGACCUUAGUGGUAUAUAUACAUAUAUAUAUAUAUAACUUCCUCUUUCUAAGUGAUUAAUAUACCAGUAUAUUGUAAAUUGUUGUGUAUUAUUGUUCCUAUUUAAGCAUCCAUGGACCAUGUACAAUACUGAUAUAUGUAUAUAUAUAUCAUUGUACUAUCUUUUUAAUAUAAUGUGAUUCACUACUACUCUAUUGCUACUCUACACUUACUAACACUAAUACAACUGCUUAAUUUUUCGAAUUAAGGCUGUGAUGUUUAUUAUAUUUUCAUUGUAAAAAAAGAAAAGAAAAGAAAAGAACAAUCUAUACCACCUUUUUAUUACUAAAUAGAUUAGAUUACAACUAAUAAUUGUAUUCUAUAUGAAUACUAUAUAUGACAAACAAACAGAUAAAGAUCAUAUUAACCUUUACCUUUAAACAAGAGAGAUAUUCAUAUUUCUUUUUAAGGAUUCGCGUAAAAACUGCUUCUGUAUUAU